Angiostrongylus costaricensis is the source of this 588-nucleotide messenger RNA. Lineage: Eukaryota; Metazoa; Nematoda; Chromadorea; Rhabditida; Metastrongylidae. The record is from the annotation of a GenBank genome assembly.
AUGUCGAGCAAAGCCGUGGCUCGUGUUCGUAAGAAAGAGGUCGUCAAGGUAAUCCAUGGUGCACUACUGAGAACGAAUAUCAGAGCACAAAUGGCGUCCGCUGCACCACCACUAGGCCCACAACUUGGCCAGAGAGGUCUCAAUGUUGCUAAUUUUUGUAAAGAAUUCAAUAAGGAGACAGGACAUAUUAAGCCAGGAGUCGUUUUGCCAACUCGUAUUUCAAUCAAACCUGAUCGAACAUACGAUUUGGAGAUAUGUACACCGACUACGUCAUGGCUUUUAAAGCAGGCGGCUGGAAUUGCUCGAGGGAAGGAAAGUAAAGACGAAAUUGCUGGAAAAUUAUCUGUGAAGCACAUUUACGAGAUCGCAAAAGUGAAGUCGAAGGACAAGUGUCUACAAGGUGUUCCACUAGAGUUGAUCUGUCGUUACAUUGUGAAGCAGUGCCGAACAAUAGGUAUUCAAGUUCAACGUGAAGACCUCGAUCCAGUUGAACUUAAGAGUUUCCUUGACGAACGACGAAAAAUCGUAGCAGAGCAGCUAAAAGCCCAUGCAGACAAGAAGGCUGCGAAGAUGCUGAGGACAACUUAA